CUCAAUAGAUAUUUUCAAGCUCCACAUAAAGUUUCACAGGUAUAGCAACCCAAAAAUAUCUACCAAAACUCCUACAAAUACACAUACUCAAACACCCAAUUUCACAAAAAGGUUUUCAUUGCAAAAAAAAGAUAAUCCAGGAAGAGUGAGAUUAGGAACUUUGGUAGCAUAAAAUGGAGUGCUGUGGGAGGCCAAACAGGAGUGACAGUCAUCUAUCAGCUGAGGAAGAGGCCACCAUAGAAGCACAGACCAGAGAGUAUUUUGAAGAAGGGGCACCAAAGCGCCACACAAAGCCUCAACGCAGUGAGUAUUCUUCUCAAUAUGUGGACAACAUCAAUGGAGUUAGCAAUGAUUCUACACCAGAAAUGUUGCAGUUUCAACGCCUUGAGAAUGAUCCUCAGGAGAAGUUGGUUUACAAUGGAAAUCAAGUGGCAGAGGAAUUUGUGGAAACAGAGUAUUACAAAGAUCUCAACAAUGUGGACAAACACCACCAUACGACAGGAAAAGGGUUUAUCCAAGUAGACAAAAGUGGCACAGGCUUCCACAUAGAACCAGAUAAUGACACUGGCCACCACCACUCUUCCAAGGGAAAUCCAGCAACUAACGAAUGGGUUCCUGCUCCUUCCACUGAGGAUGUUUUCAAUUCAGACAAACCUAGCAGGAGUGACAACUGAAAUUUUGCAUGAAGAUAAUAAUAAUAGUAUGAGUUUCAUUUCAGAUUGUGGGGAUUCCAUUUAGUGCUUAAAGUUCCAAUUCCAAAGCAAAUAAUAUAAAUUAGAAAGACUUGUGAUUCGGGUUCAAAGUUAUUGUGUUUGAAUAUGGUACUGUUUAGCAUUCAUCUAGUAUCCUUUUAUGUCUUACGCUGAUCUGGAAAAAUAUGUAAUCUCAUUUAAGUUUUCCUUUAUGCAAGUUAUUGGUGGCUCACUGGUUCCUA
Messenger RNA from Lotus japonicus, 934 nucleotides. RefSeq lists its product as uncharacterized. The record is from RefSeq and is a predicted model, not a curated record. The transcript has 4 exons. The coding region runs from base 174 to 674 and encodes 166 amino acids. Lineage: Eukaryota; Viridiplantae; Streptophyta; Magnoliopsida; Fabales; Fabaceae.